AUGAACUGUAACAAAGAUAAUUAAUUAAAUAGUAUUUCUCGCUGCUCAUUCAAUUAUCAAGAUGCUUCUCAAACUCUUCAAGUUUUUGAGGUUCUUGCUUGUUUUAAUGGCUUCGUUAAAGAUGGGUAGUGUGUUAGUAACUGCGGUUAUGGAUAUUUUGAAGAAACGGAAAAUCUUGAUCAUUAAUUAGGUUCCUAUGAAAGAGGCAUAAAAAGCUUGCCAGAUGCUAUAUCAAGGGCAUAUGAAAUUGGAGGUAUAUAUACUUCAUCAAAGAUAAAAAUAAUUUUAAAGUCAAAACCCGACUUGAAUCAUGCUAUUCUAAGAUAGGUUUCUGAUUUUUACAUGCCCAGUCUUUAUGAUCAGUAUUCAUAAUCAACAUAGAUAACUAUUGAUACAGAAGAUGGUUUACCUCAAUAAGUUUUUUAUAAAAUGAGAGACAAAUGGAGAUUCAUAGUGGGUGGUGGUCUUGAAUUACGAAAUUUGAUAUUUGAUGCAAUAGAUUCUUAGCUUACUCCUAAAGAAGAUAUCAACAAAUGUCUUUAAAAUGGAUUGAUAAAUUGUUGUGGGACAGAAGGCUGCCUUGAGAAAAAAUAUUUCUUAAUAGAGAUUAAUGGUUCUAAUGGUCAUCUUAUACUUGAUUAAGUAACUUUUGAUAAUAUUAAUUCAUGUGGUUCGAUAAUUGGGAAUAAAAAGCCAAUCAUAAAUGUAUAAAGUAAUAAUAAUGAAACUCCUUUUGGCAUAGGGUCUCUUAAGAAAUAACUAGGUACAUUAUUUAUAAACUAGGAAAUAUAAUAUAAAAACUAUGGGAGUAUAAUAAACUUGGAAAACUUUUAAGGUGAUGUUAUCAUUCAAGACAGCUAAUUCCAAUAUAAUUAGGUUAAAUAUUAGAAUUGUGAUAUAGCCAAAGAGAUACUCAAUAACAAUUUAAAUUAUCAAAAGGAUGAAUAUCAAAGCCUUGGUGAAAAGAAUAGAUUGAAAAUUCACUCUUUAAUUUCAGUGACUAAGCAUAGUCAUAAUGUAGAUCUUAUUAACAAUGCUUUUAAUUAGAAUAGUGGUACUAAAGGCAUAAUAAUACUAGAUGUGAAUAAAUAAAAUCAAAAUAGAAUUCUGAUUGCAGGAAAUUCAUUCACUAGUAACUUUGGUUAUUUUGAAUCUAAUGUAAUAAACAUUAGACAUCGAGUAGAAUAGUUAAAAAAUACUGAAUUGCUCUAAGGAGAUUUAGAUGAGGAUUCAUUUUGCUCAGGUUUUCAUUUGAUUAAGAACAAAUUUAAAUAUAAUAUGGGAUGCCCUCUAUAUUCAGGAGCAUUAGUAAAGUAUGAAUGCUUACAAAAUGAUUAGCAGUCGCCUUUUCCAAAUGAUAAGAUGGCUUCCUUGGAAGCAUAAGCAUACUAUGAAGACUAGUUUAAUUUAGAUGAAAUUUAAUUUGAUUGGAUUAAGAUAAAUGAGUUUUAAUUUGCUUUUGGCCAGGAAAGUUACAAUAUUGAUCUCAAUAUUAAUAGUCUUAGGCUUAAUUCUUACAUUUAGAACUAUGUUUCUGGUGGCUCUGGGAUAAUUGAUAUAAUUGGAAGUUUUAGAACAAGAAUUUUAGAUGAGCAGCUUUUAAAUAAUGGAGAGUCUUGUUAAGAAACUUUAAAUUAUGGAUAUUAUCAUCCCAUUGGAACUGAAUAAAUAAAUGGAUCAUAUCUGAGUUUCACAUAAUUAGUUAAUGAUUUUUUGGUUAAUUAUAAAGUAUAAGCCAAAUUGAUUAGCUAUUUUGAGAAUGGUUUAGAUAUAUAAGAUGUUGUUUACGCCUAAACAAGCGGUGAUUUUUAUUAAUCUUUGCUAUUGGAUCUUAACGAUAAUUACGCAUUUUAGCUUCCAUAAAAUUUAAGAAUAAGAAAUAUAAGAAUCAAUAACUUUGAAUGUAUUCUAUGUAAACAAGCAAUUUUCAACAUUAAAGCAGAUAACUUGGCAAUUGAUAAUGUAGAAUUAAAUAUGAUUGGGUAAAUGAACUUGUAGUAUUAAUAAAGUGAAUAUGGACAAGAUAGCCAUUUUUUUAACAUUACAAUAAAGGAUAUUAUCGGAUCAUCUAUGGCAAAUCCUUAACUGAUGAUGACAAACAUAAUUGGAUUGAUGAUAAGUUCAAACAAACUAAGCAUGAAAUUGAUCAAGGUUUAAAGAGAUAAUUUGAAUAGUUAGAAUUAGCAAAUUGAAACUUUUAUUAAAUUCAAAAACAUCUCUUUGGAAUAGAUACACCUAUAUAAUGGUACUAAUUUGAUUCAAUUUGAUGCACCUAAUACUCAAGUUUUUAUUGAUGAUAUCUUACUCUCAUUCAUUGAAAUUAAUGAAGGUGCAUUUAAGACUGCAUUCAUUGAAAUAUUGUCACUUAAAUCUUUGCAUAUAUAGAAUCUUAAUAGCUUUAACAUAGCCCACAAUUUAAACAAAGAUAUUGAAAAUGCUGGAACUUUAAUUUUUGGAGAUUAACUAUAAAAUGACUUUAGUUUAACUGUUAAAGACUCAAACAUUAAAUUGAUCGAGGAAGUUCCUAUAGAGCCAUAAGUGUAUCUCUAUCCUUUGUUUUUUCUUACAAGUUUGAAUAAUACUAUCAGUGUCAAUUUGUUGAAUAGCAGUUUCUAAAAUUAAAAUGGAGGAUCAAUUUAUUGCAAAAAUUGCCUGAUAAAAUAAUUUGAGUUGAACAGAUUUACUAAUAUAAUGGCUCAGAAUGGAGGUGCAAUUUAUAUAGAUAAUUCUGUCAUAGAUACUAUAGAGUUUAUUGAUAAUGAGCUUAGUAACUCACUAGGAGUUGAAAAAGGGGGAUUUAUUUACAUCAAUGAUUCUUAGUAGACUGAAGGUUAAAUAGGAUUAAAUUUGAAAUCUAGAGUUGUAAUUCGCAGUGAAAUUUUAGAUGUAAUGCAUUUUGAAUUGUUAGGUGGCUACUUUGGUUCAUUACUAUACUACGAGUCAUUUAGAUCUCUUGAUUUUCUUCUUGAAAAUGUGCAAAUAUUCAAGAAUAAUGAACAAACUUAUGAAGAAGGCUAUGUGCUAUUUUCAAAUUAGUAUAGAUAAAUUGAGCCUGAAUAAGGAGUUAUUCAGCAAAUUAAUACUUAAUAAAACUUGAAUUUGAAUUUUACUAUGAAAAAUGUUAAUUCUGGCGGGUAUGGUUAUAUUAAAUAAGGUGGAGUAGUUAAAGUCAAGAAUAAAAUAGACAAUUUCUUAAUCCAGAUAAUAGACUCAUAGAUAGAUGCAUUAUAUACUCCUUAUGACGAUAAUUUGAUUAAAAUUAAUGGAACAGGUAUAUUCUGUCAUGCUUAUUAUUCUAUUCUUGUUUUGAUUGAAAAUUCCUCAAUAUCUAGCGUUGGUAAUAAUAUUGGAGCAGGAGGCUUUAUGUAUCUUGAGGCUUCCAUUAUCAGAGUAAAUAUUAAAGCAUCUUAAUUCAAAUCGAUUAGAAGUAGAUUCGAAGGUGGUUUUGCUAUGAUAGUUUCUUCAAUUGAUAGUUAAAUAGAAAUUAAUAAUUGCUAUUUCUAUUUCAGUGGAUAAAAUUCAAUAGCAGGAGGAUUAUUUUUUAUAUAAGGUUCAGUAGCUCAAUUCGUAGUAAAAAAUCAAACUGCUCUUUUUCAGAUAAACUAGCAGAAUGGAACUCUGGAUAAUGGAAAUGGGGGUUUGCUAUAUCUCAAUGGAAAAAUCUAAUUAAUAGAAUUCGAUAAUCUUACUAUACAAAAUUCAAUAGGAGGUUUAUUCUAUCUUUAAAAUGGAAGAGGAUAGAUAUAUUCAGAGAAAAAUACUUUCAAGGGUAUUAUCACAACUUAGCCUGUGCGUAAUGCCUCUUUGAUGAUAGCCAGCAAUACUGCUAACGUACUAGUUAUGAAUUCAAAAUUUUGGUAUUGUGAUGCUUUUGAUCAUGCUGGUUUAAUAAUGGCUAAUGGAACAGGAAUUCAAUAAAUUAAGUUUAUAAAUUCAAAUUUCAAACUUAUUUAUGCGGAUUAAAAUGGAGCUUUGAUUUAUGCUGAUAAUGAAGAUGUAGAAGUUAUUUUGGAGAAUAACAAUUUUACUCAAAUCCUGUCAUAGGAGGGAGGCUUAUUUUAUGUUUUGAAAGCAAAAUCAGUUCAAAUAUCAAACAAUAUUAUAACAUAACUUCUCUCAACAAGUGAAGGAGGGAGCUUGAUUUAUCUGUAAAAUGCUGCGUCUGUAAUAUCAUCAAAUAAUACUUUUGAUUCUUGGCAUAUUGCAGAAAAAGGCUCAAUUUACUAGCUUUAUGAUUCGUAAUAUUUUUGA
Molecule: messenger RNA, 4251 nt
Organism: Stylonychia lemnae
Lineage: Eukaryota; Ciliophora; Spirotrichea; Sporadotrichida; Oxytrichidae
Source: the annotation of a GenBank genome assembly